Capsicum annuum is the source of this 2403-nucleotide messenger RNA. Its product is annotated as calmodulin-binding protein 60 B. Gene Ontology annotation, biological process: regulation of salicylic acid biosynthetic process. Gene Ontology annotation, molecular function: sequence-specific DNA binding; DNA-binding transcription factor activity; calmodulin binding. NCBI's taxonomy places the organism in Eukaryota, Viridiplantae, Streptophyta, Magnoliopsida, Solanales, Solanaceae. The transcript is spliced from 8 exons. The record is from RefSeq and is a predicted model, not a curated record. Gene Ontology annotation, cellular component: nucleus. The coding region runs from base 332 to 1987 and encodes 551 amino acids.
UGACUUAAAAAAGUAAAGUCUAAAGUCUUUCAAUUUGAAUAAUAUAAUCUUCAAGAACUACACACACUAACACCACCACAUAGCACCCACAAUGUGUGUGUGUUGAUGACUAAAAGAACUACACACCAUUUGUGUUUGACUUGUGAUUAGUAAUAUAAAUAAUUGGAUAUAACUGAAGCUUCCUACCUUUUUCCUGUUAAAUGAGGGAUCACUAGUUUCUACAUAAGACUAUAGUAGUUGGCAGUUGAGCGUUACCUGCUAUCAAUAUUUUUCAGAUAUAUCAUUAGUAGAGAGUAUUAAUUAUUGGUAGCACUGAAAAAAUUGGACUUUGAUGGUACAGAAACGGAAUAUCAACCAGGAUAGGGAUGACAGCUCUGAGUUUCCAGCUAGGGAGUUUAAGCGCGAACGUCCUUCUACUGCGCUUUUUACAGGGCUACGCGUAUCUCCACAAGAACUUGCACUAAGGCUGGAGCCUUUAAUCCGAAACUGGGCGCGUGAAGGGAUUGACAGAGCACUUCAAUCUAGCCUGAGAUCCUCACUUUGUGAUAAUGAGACUUCUCAAUUGAGGUCUAUUCAGUUACUCUUUGACGAUAUAUUUCCUUCUUCCCUUUUCACGGGCAGUAAAGUAUCCGUGAACAAUAGGCCCAUUAAAGUUCUCUUGCAUGAUGCUAGUUCCAACCGGAGGAUAACAUCUGGACCCUUAUCUUCGUUAAAAGUUGGUGUGGUUGUGCUAGAUGGGGAAUUUAAUCCUGACGAUCGUGAAGACUGGACUGAGGAAGAGUUCAGCAAAAAGGUUAUUCGUGAAAGAGAAGGAAAACGUCCAUUAUUGACUGGAGACUUAAUCAUUCAGCUAAGGGAUGGUGUGGGAUAUCUGGGUAAUGUCAGCUUCACUGACAAUUCAAGCUGGACAAAGAGCAGGACCUUUAGGUUGGGAUUGAAAUUGAUUAACCGUUCUGGAGAAUUUAGGGUCAGAGAAGGAGUUAGCAAACCCUUGACUGUGAGAGAUCAUCGUGGGGAGACUUAUAGGAAGCAUUACCCUCCCACUUUGGACGAUGAAAUUUGGCGGUUGGAAAGGGUUGCUAAAGAUGGCGCAUCACACAAACGGUUAAGAAAGAAAGGAAUAUUAUGUGUUAAAGACUUCCUACGGCUGUUUGUCACCGAUCCAUCUCUUUUACGUGAGAUGCUGGCUUGUGGGAACAACAUAUGGGAAAAAAUAACUGAACAUGUGAAGACUUGUACGUUAGACAACAGUGAGUGGUACAUAUACAAUGCCGGAGAAGGUAUUGUCCUUCUGUUCAACUGCAUCUAUGAGCUUGUAGGAGCAAUUCUUGAUGGACAAAACUUCCAGUCCUUGGACAAGUUAGAUGUAUUUCAGAAGCGGAUGGUUGAAAAUUUUAAGCGUGGUGUUUACAAAAAUUUGAAUUGUCUAGUUCUCCUUGAGGACCAUUCUUUGAUUGGCCAAGCAGUCCUUACAUCCAAUCUGCAAAUUGGCCUUUCUCAUAUUCCUAGUUCAAGCCAACAGACUAUGAACUACUCAGAUGAACAAGUUCAAGUGGAGUUACAGAGCAACUCUGAUCAUACCACGAUUUCACAACCACUAGCCUACACAGAGCAACUAGACAGUCCAACUGCAGUGUCCAUGCCAGAAAACUUUCACGGAACGCAAGCAUUUGAUUCGACCCUGGCAAGCAGUUUCUUGGUCAGUGAUCCAAGUUCCAGUAUCUAUCCUGGUGACUAUGAUUGGGGUUCCAGUGGUUCAUUGCAUUCACUAGGGAUGGCCGAUUAUCUACCUCCCAACAACAAUUGUCAGUUCGAGACACCACCAGUGUGGCAGGGAGGUGGGUUGUUAGCGAGUUCAAGUGUUCAGCCGGUGUCUCCUAAUAUUGGCUUUCACAUCACAAGACGUGGAAAUCCUAGAGCCAUAUGGUGCACAAUCCGUGCUGUCCUGAAAUGGAAAACAUUGGUUAAGCGAAACAUGGCAAUUUGAAGAUAGAAAGGCUUUUACAAGAAGAUAUCUGAAGUUUUAUCCGAGAUAUAUAUAACCAGCAAACUUCGCCUCCAUGUCUCGGACUAUUCUUUGAACUCUUCCGUAUUUUGAAAUAUAUACUUAUAUAUCCAUUUCAUAUAGCAUCCAUCAUAUAUAUAGGUGAGUAAAUUGUACAUAUAUAGUAAGGUUUUUGUCAGGAUGAAGGUGCAUGUAGGAUAAAUUUACUUGCAGAAACAAUAGCAAGAUAUCAAAUAUUAUGCUACCCCAAAUGCCAUCAUCCUUGGAAGUGUCUAGUGCUACCUCUUUACUAGUAGUUUUCUUGUGUUUUCUACUUCAGAUGUAAUAACACAUGUGUGCUUGUACAGGAAGUAAUAUUAUUAGCUUAUAAUAAUGAGAUGCCAUGUCAAUUGUUGUCA